CCGCCCCGCCUCCCCGCGGCGGGAAUGGCGGCGGAGGACGAGGCGGAGCUGAGCCUGCUGGAGUGCCGGGUGUGCUUCGAGCGGUACGGCCCCGGCGGGCAGCGGCGGCCGCGGAACCUUCCCUGCGGGCACGUCCUCUGUCGGGGCUGCGUGGGGGCCCUGGGCGGCACCGAGCGCCGGCGGUUGGAGUGUCCCUUCUGCCGGCGGGUCUGCGGCUCCGCCGAGACCAGCGACUGCUUGCCGCUGCUGCAGCUGCUGGAGGUGCUGGGUCCCGCCGGCGGCCCCUCGGCCUUGGGGAGGAGCGGCGGAGGGGAGGCCGGGCCGGCCGCCGCGGGCCUCGGGCUCCGGCUGUCCCUGGGGGGCUGGGGGUCGCUGGUCAACCCCACCGGGGUGGCUGCCUGCCGCAGGUCCGGGCGCCUGGCUGUGGCGCACGACGGCAAGAAGAGGAUCCACGUCUUCGGGCCGAGCGGCUCCUGCCUGCAGCGGUUCGGGGAGCGGGGGGACGCCGGCAACGACAUCAAGUACCCGCUUGAUGUGACGGUGACGUCGGACGGGCACGUGGUGGUCACCGAUGGCGGAGACCGCGCCGUGAAGGCCUUCGAUUUUGAGGGCCGGGGGGUCCUGGCCAUCCGGGAGGGUUUCUGUUUGCCGUGGGGCUUGGAUGCCACCCCCGAGAGCGAAGUAAUCCUGACUGACUCGGAGGCAGGCGCCCUGUACCGCUUGACGGCCGACUUCAAGAAGGGGGAAUUAAAGAAGUGUCAGAUGAUCCGGUCUCAGCUCAUCAGCCCAAGAGGGGUCGCGGUCUCCCAGACCUCGGGUGCUAUCGCCGUGAUAGAGCACCUGAAAGCUCAAGGACUGAACAGCAGUAGCACCCGCGUGAAGAUAUUCAGUGCGGAGAUGGAUCUUGUUGGCCAGAUGGAUAGCUUCGGUCUGAACCUCGUUUUCCCCUCCAAAAUAUAUACCACGGCUGUGGCCUUUGACAAAGAGGGUCGUGUUGUAGUAACAGAUGUGUGCAGCCAGGCUGUAAUAUGCUUAGGGAAACCUGAGGAGUUUCCCAUCUUUAACCCUCUAAUUAGCCAUGGGCUUUCUUAUCCUGUCGGACUGACUUACAUGGCAAACAAUUUCCUCGUCGUUUUAGACAGCGGUGAUCAUUCAGUAAAGAUAUAUAGCUCCACCUGAAUGGGUUUAGAUGCUUACUGCUAUAGGUUCAAGCUGCUUUCGGCCAUAAAGCACACGAUGUCCUGGUGUUAGGCGUGUAGGGAGGAGGCAUUUUCUGGGCUUUGAGUGGAAUUGCCCUCUUUGACCAACACGCUGUUCUUCCUGCAAAACUUACGUCGAAUCUCUCGCCUAUCCAUGGGAGAAGACCUGGCCGUUGCAGGCCAUAGUCAACAAAGAAUCAACCAAACAGAUAAUUUGGCUGGUGUUUAAAAAGUUUUGCAUACCUUGGCAAUCAAACGUUUUUGGUACUUUUUGACAAGUAAUAACAGCGGCAUUUGGAAUGGAGUAAUCAAAGACCAGCACCUGGGAGAGAAAGGGAGGCAUCGUUUGUUUAUGUUUCUCAUCGCGUUUUAAUUACUCUUCCUUAAGGGUAGAUACACUCAUGAGAGUGACAGAGUUUCUGUUUCCAGGAUUUCUGCAUGAGAGAGGAGACUGACUUGGCGAAAUAAUAGGAGAAAUGGAAGCUUCAGUUCCAGGUUGCCUGAAUGCAGCUAAGGUCGUUGCGAUGGGAGAGCUACCGCCGAUGACCAUCUCUACUGCCAGGCCAUGCAGUAGGUGCCUUGGUGGGACCAGAAAUACUCGUUGGCUGUUCUGCAGUAGGAGGUGUUCGGCGCGGAGCAGGAGCCCUCUUGAGGGGUCAGGAAGGAAAUUUACUCAGAGAAGCAGCUCCCUGGACUAUAUAGGUAUUCCUUUCUAGGUGCCAAGGAGAUAUCUGUCUUUGAGGGACAUAAAAGCAAUUAGAUAACAGUUCCUUUGGGGAGAUGCUAUGUUUCAAAAUGCAUGCAAUACCAUCAGUGCUAUAUUCAUACAUAAUUAAUAGUUUAUCUCAGUAGCACUUCCUCUGAACUGUGGGCUGUGAGCUUUCAUCUCCUCAAACCUCUGUGCGUACCAGGAGCUUGUUUUUGCUACUGAGCUCAUGGAUGGGCAAAUUUCCUAGCGCCUACUGCCAUGUGGGCAACUUUCCAGCAGCUGAAACGCUGAUUUUUAAAUAUUUGACUCAUGCUGUUUUGAAAUCAACAAAAACUCCCAUUGUUACCGUUUCUUCUCCAAUCUCCUUUGGUAUAUGACUAGAAAUCAUUUGAUGUUUGGGUUUGUAAGCAAAAUAAACAUCGUGCCUUUAUUCUACUUAGUUUGCUGUAUGCCAUCCCCUGCAGUCUCUGCUUCACAUACCUUCUGAAAGCAAACGUAGACUUUGUGAAUGAUGCAGCUGGAUUCCUUUUAGUAUAAAGCUUGGUGCUCACUGUUGUACGACACUGCAUCAAAGAAACCGUUACAUUCAGUCUUAAUUCAUUUGAUGCAGGUGCCUAAAUUGAGAAGCCAUAAAUAACUGUAUAAAACCACGUACUAAAAAUUCUGAGUUCUUCAGCACGUAAGGGAAAGUGCAGCAGUAAACCUGAAAUCUUUAUUUUGCCACACGAGAAUUUCAGAGAUAAUGGGAGACAGAGAUCCACCAACAUGCUGAUACCAAACUAAAAAGCCUUUGACUUUUUCACUUACUCUUGCUUCUUCCUUUGUGCAUAUAUGCACGUUUCCCCGAUAGCUACUGUAGAUAUAUAUGGCCUUCAGGAUGAUACCUCAAUGCCAUUUACUUUCCAAAGGCCCAAGGGAUGUGCACUGCUCCUAUCCAUCUGCAAAUCUGUUGCCAUUUAGUCACAGAUUUCAACAGAACAAAAAUUUGGGUUCAGAGAGAGGGAUGGGAAAGGGUGAGGGGCACCUAUAACUAGGUGGGUGAUGCUUUUGUGGUCUGACUGGAUAUGCUCAAAACAGGGACAGCUAGAUGUGUGCUUACCCUUGGAAAAGAGUGCUGGCCAUUUGAUCUAGAAUGUAACAUGGCAAAUGUGUCUAAUCACUUCAGUGAUAAUUACUGUUGAAUUUAUUUAAAAAAAAAAAAAACCCUAAACUAAACAAGAACCUAAACUAAACUUUGCAUAACCCUCUGCACCUCAUGCUUUAACAAUUUGGCUUCAAACCAAACAAUUAUAAUGGACAGUGUUCCCCUAAUGUCUUCUCUUCAGCCCCUACUAUAGAUUGGUAUGUCUGAGCAUGCACACACUGCAAUUCCUAUUUGGUUUAUUUUUAAGUGCUGAUGUCAGAUUGCUGUCGUUGCAUAUAAAUAUACCGGGGUAUGUUUGCAGUGUUUAGGAAUAAAGGAGACAGGGCAGUUUCAGAAAUAUGUGAUGAAAUUGUGUUCUCUAAUAUAUAUUUUUUGUUUUGCUUGUGAACAAAAUAAUUUUAUGUAAAGAAUAUAAUCAAUUUUUCAGAAUGAUGAAUAAAAAGAAGAGAUACAGGAAAAAGAAAAAAAAGGUAACUUCAUUCUGGCCAUUGACCGACCGCUUGAUCGUCUGUCCGUUCCCUCCAGCCACACUGCUGUGCACAUCACUUUGAUGUUUAUAUUUUUACAAAGCGUGGACGUAACACCACCAUAGCAUUUUUUUAACAUGAACUGAUUUCAAGUUAAGAGGAGACCUCCUGUAAUGCCCAGCCCCAAACCCACUAAGAGUUUGAUGAGCCAGCCCCCAAACCACUAAGAGCGAUGGCCUUGAAUCCAGGAGACCUUUCUUUUCUGGAAGGAUUGAGAGCCCUGUCCAGCCCCAGCCACUGCUGUUUGAGUCACCAGCUCAUCUGGUGCAGCAGGCUCUCUUGGCUGGGCCAGCUGUGUUCAAAAGUGCUUCCACCAGAACGGAGGAUCUUCCAGGUGGAAUGUAUAGCCCCCAGCAACUGGAGGAGCUUUAUCCUCGCCUUGACUGAUUGUUUUAAUUUGAUGUGAAAGCUGCAGAGCCAGCACGAAGGCACAAACGAGGCUCUGGAAACGAAGUAGAGAAAUAGGUAUGUACAGGGUUUGAAAUUGCAGGAAGAAUUCCAAAUUUGUCAUGCCACAUACGCAGUCACUGACUGUAAAGAGGAACAGGCCAGGCAGACCUGAGAGAAGGUAUCAGCCAGCCUCACCUGGCAAUGCCCAGCCAUCGCCGGGCGGAAGGUUGGCUCAGACCCGCUGGAGGUGAGCUGAGAACAGGCGCUGUCUGCUUGAUUCCUCUUCAGCAAACCCUGUGUGCUACUGAACGCGAUGGGGAAUUAUCAUCAUUACCUGCAUAUCAAAAUUCCAAAUGUGCAAAACAUGUAAACCUUUAACCUUGAAAUACGUUAAACCGAAGACCAACCCACCAUUUCUCCCUUUGCCGUGGGCUGCUGUGGGUCAUGCAUGAGUCCAGGGGGAGGGAAUACUUGCCAGUUCUGUGUUUCUCCAUCAAAGUGGGCAUUGACCAUGCCUCCGUUCCGCGUUACAUCUUCAACUUAAUUAUCUCAAAUAAUAUGCUAGUAAUAUGUUAAUAUUUGAUACUGUUACAUAAACAUACAGGCUUUCCCUAGACUGCUUCCUGAGUAUAACCUGUCUGAUUCUCCUCAACAGCUUUAAAGCUAGCUACUACUGGAGAGGUUCUCAGUGAGCAGAUGCUGCGUUGCACUGAUGCCUUUCUCUCACCACUGCUUUCCAAGAGAUUUACAGAUAUUUUUGAACUUGGUGUUCCAGCCUCCCUCUGAGGCAAACACGAUAUAAAUGUCCUGGCCCUGAAGCUGCAGAGAGGAGAGCUGAGAAUCAAGGGAAGCCUUUGAUACACUUGAGACCAGCUCUCAGACUUCCCAUUACAAGAUGGAGGAGUGCUGGCUUUUAAAGACCAGGUGAAAUAUGGACUGUUUCUUCUCUCGUAUGCCAAAGUGAAAUUGAAGUUGCCCCAGACCCAGGAUUAGAGCUCCAGCAAGGAACCUUUCAGCUUGAUGGAGACAGGGAUUGCGCCUGCCUCGGGGACACUGGCUGUUCACCUCUGAUCCCAGAGGGCCACUUACUCUCAGGCACCCAGGGUGGGUGUGGAGGCAGAGGUAGGGUCCUAGCAGAGCUUAGCACCCCAUCCAGGUAAAGCCAAACAGGUCAUUCAAAACAGAUGUAAAUUUGACUGUGAGAACAGAUUUAGUCUAUUCACCACUGACAGAGCCUGUAAGCCAGCUCUGUUCAGAGCUGAGGGAGGUUUAAACUGCAGUGCCUCUUAAAAGCAAUGUACUACCCAGGAACCUAAACACACAGCUCUCAGCCAGCUGGUGUAGCUUUGAGCAGCAUCUCUCAGGCAGGGUAACGUUUAGGUGCAUACAUUCUGCAUUUAUUCCUCCUAACACUGGCAAUUAACACUUCUUUUACUUCCAAGUGUCAGAAGAGUGUCUGUCACCACAGCCACUUUCUGGGUCCAGUGUUGCCAUAAAUAUGCUGGACAUAGAGGACAAUUUUCAUGCCUCCAGCACAGCUUGAGAGACGGUCAAAACAGAUCUCUGAUAAGAGAGGUGGCAAACAUCCAUCUUGACUGAGGUCCAGCUUGAAUUUGGAGCAAAAAGGAGAAAGAAAAGCAGCCUGAAAAGUGCCCUUAGCUGGGUCACUGGGUAAAAUCCUGCUCUCAUGCACUCUUAUAGAUUCAACGUACCUGUCCAGUGGUGUUACUUACCAAACCUAAUGAAGAGUGAGAGACAGAAAUUUGGUUCCCAGUGUACAAUUAUGGGCAGGCACUUGCUUCCCUAAGUAGUCUCUAAAUGCAUUUUAUUCAAUGAAAAAUACAAGUUUGUGUGAGCAACAGGACACUCAUUGGUGUUCUGUCACAAAUACAAAGUCAUAUUUUAUUCCACUCCUCCAGUAUGAAAUAUUUCUCCCCUAUAGGAUGUCCAGGCCUCCUUCCUAUAUGCUAAAUGCUAUUAAAAAAAAAUAAAAGAAAAAAUUAUCCAUUCUUCUUUUUCACCAGCAUCAGUGGAAAAUUUAUCAAUUAACUCUGUUAGAGCUAUGAGCUUCUAUCUCUUCCUAUGCUUUUUCUUAACGUAAAUGUAAUAUAUUAGAUUAUUUCCUUAAUAUCUGUUGGUUUUAUUAUACAGUAUUUGUUCAUUUUACCUUUUUCUCUCAGACUGGAUGAUGCUGUUUUGU
Messenger RNA from Tyto alba (common barn owl), 6169 nucleotides. It is a transcript of the gene NHLRC1, whose product is annotated as NHL repeat containing E3 ubiquitin protein ligase 1. Bases 25 to 1179 code for a protein of 384 amino acids. Gene Ontology annotation, molecular function: ubiquitin protein ligase activity; translation repressor activity; protein binding. The record is from RefSeq and is a predicted model, not a curated record. NCBI's taxonomy places the organism in Eukaryota, Metazoa, Chordata, Aves, Strigiformes, Tytonidae. Gene Ontology annotation, biological process: protein polyubiquitination; proteasome-mediated ubiquitin-dependent protein catabolic process; negative regulation of translation. The transcript has 5 exons.